GGGAGUCAGCGAGGGUUGUCUCGCCAGGGUGAUCGACAUGGGGAGGUCACAGCGCCGUCAGCAUGAGGCUGCCGCGGACCAUGUGCAGGACACAUUCAGGGCCCGCUCCCCUGUCUAUCGGUACCUGGUUGUCGGCCAGAAGGUCGACAACAAGGGGGUCAUGAUGCUCCGUUGCACGUUUUGCAACAAAGUUUUCCAAGGGACCCAGUUUCAGGCCACGAGGCACUUCUUGCAGACAAACUACUGCAAGGACGUCAGCGACGAGGCGUUGUACGAUAUUGCCCGACGGACUCAGCAGAAGUUUGAGGCCGAUCAGAUGGAGAGGGUGUCGAGGUAUGCAGCGGAGCUCGGACUCGAUGUGCCCGGCACGGGUGGUGCAAGGGGAGGAAAGGCGGGGCGGCGUCCGGCGGAGGGAGGGGUCGGGGGAGAUGGUGGGCAUGGUGCGGCAGACCCCACUUUGGGUGCUGGAGGCGGUGAGACAGAGGAGGGCGUGAUCCACGUGGAUUGCGAGGCGCAUGGCCCGGGUGACAAGGGAGUCCCGGAACGGGAGGACGUGCCUGAGGUUUAUCCAGGCACUGGGGAGAGGUUGGAGGACUGGCGGAGGCGAGAAGGCAAGGGAGCUGCAACGGAGGGGUCUUCCAAGAGGAAGGAAGGAGGGAGUGAUCCGGCUGCCACCCCAGCAGGGAAGAGGCUUCGGCAGCAGAAGGUGACUGAUGUCUACGGUGGCGAGUGGGUUGCCCGCCACAAGAAGGCAUUCCUUCACUGGUUGUAUUCCAGCGGGGUCUCCUUCAAUGCCUUCCACAACCAGGCGUGGAAGGCAUAUCAGCAGGUGCUUCUUGAGCAGCCUGGCAGUUCCCCGCACGCAGUGCUCCCCAACCACUGCGAGAUUGCGAGUAUGUGGGCGGUGGAGACCCACCGUGCGGAGUUGGCGGAGGAGUUGGAGGAGGAGGAGGGGGGACCUUUGGCAGCAGCAGUGGAGAGUUCGAUGGCACCAGCGGCUGUGUCGGACGCGAUGAUCGCAGCCGCGGUGGAGGAGAUAGCAGCAGCAGCAGCAGCAUCAGAGCUAGAGGAGAUGGCAGCAUCAGUUCUGGCGGAGGAUCCACCAGCGGCAGGAGGAGGUGCAGCAGUGGAGGGGCAGGAGGCAGCAGCAGGAGGAGCAGGUGGAGGAGCAGCAGCAGUGGAGGUUGAGGUGGCAACAACACUGGAGGAGGAGGACGCACCAUUCGGAGUUGGGGACCCACUUAGACUUGGAUUUGUCGGUGGGCCUUCCACCCAGUUGCGGCGGGGCGACAUCGACGGAUCGGGCUCCAUCGAGGGACGAGGCGCCAGGCAGGACUUGACGCAGACCACCAGAGAGAGGACGACGACUCAGUCUCCAGAUGCAGCACACGACAUCAUGGAGUGGGAGAGGGCUAGACUUUUGGCAUCGACUGGUCCUCGUGCUCAGGCGUUCGCACGGGCCGUAGAGGACGCCAGGCGUCUAGAGAUAGGGGGGGAUUGUGUGCAGGGUGGGGUGGUGGCGGGGGAGGACGUUGUGGAGGGAGUGGCAGCAGAGUCGGUACCCGAGGCUAUGCCGGAUGGAGCAGAGACAGCGGACGUUGCUGUGGAGGGACGGACUCUGGCGGUAGAUGAGGCAGUGCAGGCAGGACAGCGACGAGUCGAGGGGGCUAUAAACUCACGAUGCGAGGGGCAGGAGACAGCGACGGGUCCUGUCGUUCCGUUCUCGGGCCUGCACUUGGCUCAGGCCCGACAGCCGCAGGCGGUUCAGAUGGCAGUGCAUGGUGUGCCACCGCCCGUUAUCACAGAUUUGGGGUCCGAGCUGGGGGUUGUGCCCCCACGUCUUCCUAGCCACUUUGCUCCGCAGGAGGUCCGUCGUCCUUUGGAUGCAGAGGAGUUGGCGAGAGAGGCUGUGCGCGAUGUUACUCGCUUGGACCGGCGGAUCUUCGACCGGAAGCUCGAGCACCCACCGUGGCAGUCGAUCCCUUCGGUUCCAUGGGGUCCUGCGUCGCCCGUGUGGUCUGGGUCUACCUCCACUGGAGGACAUACCGCGGGACAUGGUCCAGGGGUCUCGGGUGGUGUGACGGAGACAGCGCCACGCACAGGAGACAUGCCACCCCCUCCUUCCAAAGCACCUGCAGGUGAUCCAUCAUCGUCACCCACAAGCAGAGGCUCUCGAUCCCCACACACGCCUGGGAGAUCUAGGAUUCGUGACACGACAGCAGUUCAGCAGGACGUGUGUGACAUGACGAUAUUCGGGAGGACAAAUAUACAUUUGGAUUCCACCCGUCGUGUCACGGAGCACACUGCAUGCCUUCAGCCGGGCUUGGGAGGAGGAGGCACUAGGACGACCACGGCGAGGGAGGUACCGACAUCGGGUUGUGAGCCUCAGCGAAGUCGUGGCAGAGGAGUGUCGACCGAUACCUUGGAGUACGCUCUGAGAGCAGCGACGCGUGCCGUGCAGGAGCAGACUCCACGCAAGCGUGGAGUACCUCCUCGUCCACGCCCCGUGCCUGCAGAGGGAGGCGCAACACUUGGAGAGAGUUCGGGGGCGGAGGGGUUGGGGAUGCCUCGUGGUUCCUGCCGUGAGAAGACCAUUGCAGAGGCUAGUGCGAGGGUUGUUGUGUUGAGGAAGGGAGGAGGCCCAAUCACCAUCGAGUAGGAUGAUCCGGAUACAGAUGCGGCUGUGCGGGAUGCGGACGAGGACUACGAGGGCGAGGAGGAGGGAGAGGAGGAUAGCAGGAGCGGUUCCGAUGGUGAUGACGACGACGACUACGAUGAGCCCCCACCUU
Molecule: messenger RNA, 2789 nt
Organism: Chara braunii
Lineage: Eukaryota; Viridiplantae; Streptophyta; Charophyceae; Charales; Characeae
Source: the annotation of a GenBank genome assembly